This is a messenger RNA of Fusarium redolens, 1883 nucleotides long. RefSeq lists its product as uncharacterized. Gene Ontology annotation, biological process: nucleotide-sugar metabolic process. The coding region runs from base 303 to 1655 and encodes 450 amino acids. NCBI's taxonomy places the organism in Eukaryota, Fungi, Ascomycota, Sordariomycetes, Hypocreales, Nectriaceae. Gene Ontology annotation, molecular function: dTDP-glucose 4,6-dehydratase activity. The record is from RefSeq and is a predicted model, not a curated record. The transcript has 5 exons.
UUCGUGUUCUGGGAGAUUUGCCUCAUUAACUCGUUUUGAUUGCUGACAACUAUUAACGAAAAACUUCAACAGUGUUACACAAGAUAAUUUAUUCGUAUUCUAGACCAAAUCUCUUUGUCAAAGAUCUCCUCCCUUCAUAACCUGAGCCGAGGGAUUGCCCCUUACAUAUCCCCUGUCCCUGUCUCCCCAUGACCCAUCACCUCUUUGUCUGCAUAACAGCAGAGACUCUUCCAUCCAAGUCGAUGUCAAUGCUCUGAUAUAUCCUGCUUUAAACAGGCAGACUCAAAUAUCCUACGACGAAUAUGACGGCCUCCUCUGAUCAACCGCAAACUAACGCUGACGCCAGUGUUGGGACAAAUAACCACAGCAAACAAAGCGACAUUUGGAAGCAUGCCCCUGUGCUCAUUGGCACAACCAAAUUUGAGCCUCGCUCCGAUGUUAAAAACAUCAUGAUUACAGGUGGCGCUGGCUUCAUCGCUUGCUGGGUCGUCCGCCAUCUCACUUUGACAUACCCACAUGCCUAUAACAUUGUCUCAUUUGAUAAGCUAGACUACUGCGCUGCUCUCAAUAACACAGGCGUUCUAAGUGAAUCUUCCAACUUUACCUUCUAUCAUGGCGACAUCACCAAUCCAGCCGAGGUGGUUGACUGUAUGGAGCGAUACAAUAUUGAUACAGUUCUACACUUUGCCGCCCAGUCACAUGUGGACCUGAGCUUUGGCAACUCUUAUGGCUUCACACACACAAACGUUUACGGAACUCAUGUUCUCCUUGAAAGUGCCAAGAAGGUUGGCAUUGGCCGCUUCAUUCAUGUAUCGACUGAUGAAGUGUACGGUGAAGUUAAAGAAGACGACGACGACCUUCUUGAGACGAGCAUAUUGGCUCCCACAAAUCCAUAUGCUGCCAGCAAAGCGGCAGCUGAGAUGUUAGUGCAGUCUUACCAGAAGAGUUUCAAAUUACCUGCCAUCAUUGUGCGGAGCAACAACGUCUACGGUCCUCAUCAAUACCCGGAGAAAAUUAUUCCCAAGUUUACAUGUCUUCUUAACCGUCAGCGGCCACUGGUUCUGCACGGAGACGGCACGCCUACCCGGCGAUAUCUCUACGCUGGCGACGCAGCUGAUGCGUUUGACACGAUUCUCCACAAAGGUCAGAUUGGCCAGAUUUACAACGUCGGUUCACAGGAUGAAGUAUCCAAUCUAGAGCUCUGCGGGAUGCUGCUCGACCGAAUGAGGAUUCCACACGAUGCCCCAGAGCAGCUCCGCAAGUGGAUCAAGUACACUCGGGACAGACCCUUCAAUGACCGCCGAUAUGCAGUCGACGGUACCAAACUAAAGAGGCUUGGUUGGGAGCAGAAAGUGUCAAUUGACGAGGGCCUCAAGAUCACAGUCGAUUGGUUCACGCGGUUCGGAGAGACGUGGUGGGGAGAUAUCAGCCAUGUUCUCACGCCGUUUCCUACGGUGAGUGAUGGAGAGAUGGUUCCGGAUGACGCACGAUCAAUGCGUGAUGAACCCCUUGAGUCUCAAGAUAUACGACAGGGCAAGCUGCCGGAACAGCACAAAAAGGAUGAUAUGAGUGGUUGUCGAGAAGUACAACAGAACGGUGAGGAUACAAGUGGGCUACAUCAAAACAACGGCAGUGGUUAUCAAAUUACCGCUUAACGACCGCCAUUUUUUCUCGGGGUUUCUUUAAAUGCAUUUUGACAAUAGAACAGACAGAAGAUGAAAGACAUAGAUACCACUUAUAACGGGGCUGAUAGACGAAGUCCGGAAGCUGGAGCAGCAAGUUAAACCACCUGAAAGGAUCUUAAAUAUAUGCCUAAUUUAUCGGGAUACCUGUUUGUGCGCAUGCCGGAUGGGUUAGAGCACGUAGCAAUUAAAUUGAUGAUG